This is a messenger RNA of Magnolia sinica, 1866 nucleotides long. RefSeq lists its product as uncharacterized. The record is from RefSeq and is a predicted model, not a curated record. Gene Ontology annotation, molecular function: 6-phosphofructokinase activity. NCBI's taxonomy places the organism in Eukaryota, Viridiplantae, Streptophyta, Magnoliopsida, Magnoliales, Magnoliaceae. The transcript has 6 exons. The coding region runs from base 1230 to 1628 and encodes 132 amino acids. Gene Ontology annotation, biological process: glycolytic process.
GGGAAUUAGAAAGUAGAAAAAGAGAAGAUUAUUGUUCACUUGAAGGCAAAUUAGAAACUUUUAUUAUGAAGGAAAAAUAAAGAACGAGGUUUGUAGCUACACCUACUUGAAGUUGAUUAUUGGCGAAGUGCUACCAAUAGCAACCCAUUAGCCAUCACUCUUGUAAUGUCAUCAUCAUCUUAGCAUUUCCCCUUGCAAUUUUGAAUGGCAGAUUGAGAAAAAAUUUAGGAUCAACUCCCGAUCAGUUACCAACCUUCCUCUUUUUACUGGGCUCAUUGGACAGGCUAUGCUCGCUUUGAUAACACCCACAUGCCAAUAAAGUCUCACCAGGUAUUGACCCAGAGCCUAACUUCACAUGCAUGCCUCAAAGGGAAAAUAAACAAUUAGGGUGAUGGAGGAGCAGUUGUUAGGCAAACUGCUAGGCAGGAAGCAAUAACACACAUGAUAGGUCAUAUUUGAGUAGUUGCCUCUUCAAACAGUCAUUACUUCUUUUCAUAUACUUAAAAAUCAUUGCUUAGUAUUGAUCCUUUAGGAAAAAAAAGUGAAGUAUGAAAAGUUUUAAUGCCUUCAAUUGCUGACAAGAAGCCCUGUCCCAAAGCAUAAUUCAAAGUGGGAGCAACACCUAGUUACAAGGUUUGUGCAACUAUUGGUGCCAAUACAGGCAGAUGUAUCAUUUUCUAAGUUGUUGCUUCGUUAAGUAGCAGUUUCUAAAAAAUUAAUUGAGAGCAACAAUUAAGCAAUCUGUAAGAUAAAUAUUAUCAAGAAAUAGUUAAUAACACAGUAGGAAAUUAACUCAUUGAUAUUAUUACUAACUCAUAUAUUAUUUUUUUUUACAAACAUCAUGUUAGACUUCUUUUUUUACUCCGUUCCAAUUUUCUGUUUGAUUUUUUAUGUCCAGCGAUUCAGGUUCAUCGACGAAAGAAUUCCAUUGAUGCAUUGCUUGCCAAAUAGGCCGUCCUUGCACCCCAAAUGACAACCAAGGUGAAAGGCCUGAGAUAUAUUUCACAAAUAUUUGAUUCAAAUAUUAAAGAACCUGAGAUGCAGAUUGGUUUACCCACCAAAGUAAAACAUGUGGCCCACAUAGGGUGGGAUGGCCCCUCUGUAAAUGCCCCAAUUUGGUUGUUUUCCUGAAAUCAUGGUAUCUGUUUUGAUGAUGGAGUGACCCUACAAGAUGGAUUGGAUGUUAUACACACCAUGGAGCACGCCCUCUGUAUUCACCACGCUGACAUAUGUUUCCUGCCCUAGAUACCAUGAUUUCGGUAACCCAAGAGACCUCUUUGCUGAAAGAUUAUAAGAGGUUACUGAGAGAAAAUGCAAUGAAGUUUUUGAUGGAUGACAUGUACAGAAACCCUGGGCCUCUUCAAUUUGAUGGCCCGGGCUCAGAUGCCAAGUCUGUCACCCUGUGUGUUGAAGGUCAGGACUACAUAGGCCGGAUAAAGAAGCUGCAGGAGUAUCUCGAAAAGGCGACUUUCCCUGGUUUAUGGCUGUCCGACAUAAUGCCCGAUUCAUACAAUGUUCCUGAAGUUCAUGAGUCUCCAAAGUUACUGAUGGCCGGUAUCUUAGAGCGACAGUGGACCAAAAUGGAUUGCGCCCUGGUCGCCUUUACAUCACAGAUAGUGGACACGUGAUCCUGGCCAGUGAGGUUGGUGUUGUAGACAUCUGCCAGAAGAUGUGGCUAGGAAAGGAAGACAUCUGAUCGGUCCAGAAGGGGACCUUACCGAAACAGUUCAUGUGGAAAGCUAGGAAAGGAAGACAUUUGUAGUUUGUUUUGAAAACUUUAAAUAGACCAUUAAUUGUUUUGUUGAUAUUGUGCUGAUUGUUGUCUUAAUGAAUGUUAAAUGGGUGAAAUAUGCACAGGUUCAAUCA